AUGGGUCAUCGACUUCCUAUUGCCCAAGUUUUAUAUCAAAAAUUAGGCUACAAUAUUGUUACAUUGUCUUAUCGCGGAUAUGGUCUUAGUGAAGGAAAAGCAAAUGAAAAGGGAUUACAAAUUGAUGCUCAGACUGCUGUAGAUUAUAUCAAGAAUCACCCUAUUCUCAAACAUACUCGGUUGGUUGCUUAUGGACAGUCGUUAGGUGGCGCAGUAGCUAUUCAUGUUGUAUCCAAAAAUGAAGAUGAUUUUGACGGAUUAAUUAUCGAAAAUACAUUCUUAUCAGUGCCAUUACUCAUUCCUCAUAUCUUUCCUGGAGCUCUUCGAUAUUUGGUAUACGUAUGCAACCAAAAAUGGCGAACAUAUAAAUCCAUCUCGAAUGUUCAACGUGUACCGAUUUUGUUUUUAUCCAGUUUGCGGGACGAGCUGGUACCACCAAGUCAUAUGGCAAAACUAUACGAAGUCGCAGAAACAGUUGGGGCAAAAGUUUGGAAGGGCUUCAAUUAUGGUACUCAUAACGAUACAUGCUUACAAGUUGGCUACUUUGAAAGUAUUGAAGAAUUUAUUCGGGAUCACGUUCAAGAUGAUGAUUUAACCGGAUGGUGAAACUUUGUUAUUAUUUUGUUGUUUUUACUGGUAGUAGUAGGAUAGUUAUUGAUCUUCAGGAUAGUUUACAUACAUUUACAUAGGAUGAUAUUAAUAAAAG
Messenger RNA from Halteromyces radiatus, 706 nucleotides. RefSeq names its product Alpha/Beta hydrolase protein. The record is from RefSeq and is a predicted model, not a curated record. Lineage: Eukaryota; Fungi; Mucoromycota; Mucoromycetes; Mucorales; Cunninghamellaceae. Gene Ontology annotation, cellular component: membrane. The transcript has 6 exons. The coding region runs from base 1 to 606 and encodes 201 amino acids. Gene Ontology annotation, biological process: proteolysis. Gene Ontology annotation, molecular function: palmitoyl-(protein) hydrolase activity; serine-type peptidase activity.